Molecule: messenger RNA, 950 nt
Organism: Spizellomyces punctatus DAOM BR117
Lineage: Eukaryota; Fungi; Chytridiomycota; Chytridiomycetes; Spizellomycetales; Spizellomycetaceae
Exons: 9
Coding region: 159-842 (227 amino acids)
Biological process (GO): meiotic strand invasion involved in reciprocal meiotic recombination; homologous chromosome pairing at meiosis; meiotic joint molecule formation
Cellular component (GO): DNA recombinase auxiliary factor complex; condensed nuclear chromosome
Molecular function (GO): recombinase activator activity; double-stranded DNA binding
Source: RefSeq, a predicted model, not a curated record
UUCGAAGUCAACGAAAUUCUACACAAAAGUCGUCUGCAGGUUCCCAAACACUAGCAUUUCAGUAUAACACUAUUCACAAGAAGAAAGACCGCAUUCGCAAUCAGACUAUCUUACUUGACACGAAAGAUUCCUUGAUUUUCUGUCAUAUUCAUUUCACAAUGGCAAAGCCGAAGAAGCCGGCGCCAACCGCUAAAGGGGACGAGGCCAACGAUGUUAUCCUUAAAUAUUUGAAAAAGCAAAAUAGGCCGUACAGCGCAGUGGAUGUGUUCAAUAACCUCGGCGGUCAAGUGGGCAAAUCAAAUGUGUUGAAAGCAUUGACAGCCUUGGCCGAAGAGAAGCAGAUACACGCAAAACUCAAUGGAAAGCAAUGGGUGUAUGUGGCCAAACAGGAUGAUUUGCAAGUCCCAUCCAAAGAGGAUCUGGAUGCGAUGGACUCAAAAAUUGCCAAGCUGAAGGAUGAACUUGCGGCGCUUAAGGAGGAGACCAGAGAGGCACAAGCGGUGCUAAAUGGGCUCACAAACUCGUUGACGAAUGAGCAGAUCGAGCAACGACUUCGCGAGCUCAAAGAAGAGAAUUCCAAACUCGAGGAACGGCUUUCAUCCCUCCGUUCGCGAUCGACACGGCAGCAACUGAGCGCAGAAGAUCGUAAGCGAAUAGAUAAGAAUUUGGAAGCUAUGCAAAAAGAGUGGAGGAAACGUAAACGUAUGUUUAACGACAUGUGGGCCGCAGUUACGGAGAAUAUUCAAGGAAGUCUAGCCGAAUUCAGAGAGACGGUUGGAGUAGAGACUGAUGAAGCUGCUGGUUUAGAUAUAAAUGCGGACCUGUUGAAAGGACUUGUUUGAAUUGACUUCAAUCAUACUCAUAAUCUAACGGUCCCAUCCGCAGCAAUUCCCAUUGAACCAUGUAAAGGGAUGCACGAAGGCGGUGCCUCUUACAUAAUUCUUGCCAAA